UAUUUUUAUUGUCUCUUGAUUGGUCCAUUACAUGUCAUCCUCGGUAUUCAAUUUACUUGAAUGUUUGUAUAUAUAGGGAAAGCCGGACCUCAAAAAGAUAUCAGUGUUCAUUCAGCUAGCGAACUUGUAGCGUGUAAUUCGUUUUUUUUUUUUCUCCUCAGAAAACAAUGAAAGUGUUCAUCACCCUGUCCGCUUUGGUAGCCAUGGUGGCUGCUGGUGGAGAUCAUUAUGUGGAACACAAGCACAUUCCAAUCGUCCAUAGCGAGUUGGCGCAAAGCAAUGAUGGUACCUUCAAGUUUGGAUACGAAUCGGCCAAUGGAAUUGUCGUACAGGAGGCAGGACAUGUCAAGAAUUUCGGCAGCAAGGAUCAUGAGGCCAACGUUGCUCAGGGAUCUUACUCGUACGUUGAUCCCCAUGGUGAAGUAGUUUCUGUAAGCUACGUUGCCGAUGAGAAUGGAUUCCAAGCCCAUGGAUCUCACAUUCCAACGCCACCACCACUACCAAAGGAGCUGGUUGAGGCCUACGCUAAGGUGGGCAGUCACCCAGAGGCCCACCAUGAUACACCAGAAAGCUACAAGGGUCACUAAGCAGAUCCGGUAAUGUAGCAGCAUGCUGCAGAAGAAGAUCUCUUUCGAUGAGUACAUGCCAAAAUGUGAUAGUAGUUUGUCAGCCGGAUAGUGCCUUGUGAUAUAAUUCAAUGUUCAUAGUUAAAUUUUAAAAACAAAAUAAAAGAAAAAUAAGUAAAGGUAUGAAAUUAUUCAUUGAACAUAAAUUCACCAAAAAACAUCCGAAGUUGAUAGGGGUUUACGUUGGGAUAUGUGGAUAUAAUUCUAGCACAGAGAAUAAUAGAAACGAUUCGGCAAGCUGAAAAAUGUCUAUAUAGGUUUUUUUUUCGAAAAUUCUAUUGAAAUUACAAACAUA
This is a messenger RNA of Aedes aegypti (yellow fever mosquito), 921 nucleotides long. Its product is annotated as cuticle protein CP14.6. Gene Ontology annotation, molecular function: structural constituent of chitin-based larval cuticle. Lineage: Eukaryota; Metazoa; Arthropoda; Insecta; Diptera; Culicidae. Bases 168 to 587 code for a protein of 139 amino acids. Gene Ontology annotation, cellular component: chitin-based extracellular matrix. The transcript is spliced from 2 exons. The record is from RefSeq and is a predicted model, not a curated record.